Messenger RNA from Cladophialophora carrionii CBS 160.54, 1536 nucleotides. RefSeq lists its product as uncharacterized. The record is from RefSeq and is a predicted model, not a curated record. NCBI's taxonomy places the organism in Eukaryota, Fungi, Ascomycota, Eurotiomycetes, Chaetothyriales, Herpotrichiellaceae. The coding region runs from base 1 to 1536 and encodes 511 amino acids. The transcript has a single exon. Gene Ontology annotation, biological process: autophagosome assembly. Gene Ontology annotation, cellular component: phagophore assembly site.
AUGGCUUCGCCCGAGGUCGAGAACCACUUCACUGUCUUCGUCCGCCUGCCAUUCAAUCGUGGCGAUUUCGUCGACCCGCCUCCUGUAAAUUGGUCCGCUGCAAAAGAGCGUGCACUAUGGGACAUUCUGUCUCGUCAAACCAACAACCAAAUCGACUGGAGGGCUCUCGCCGAGAGAUUCGAAGUGACUCAGCCUUUCCUCCUCCAGAAAGCCGCAUGGCUCUACGAGCGACAAUUAUCCCAGGUGCGAGCUCAGAUGCGUCGAGUAGGAAAUAGGAAUUCUGCCACGCCUUCUCCUACACCGGGAUCGCUCUCGGGCAGCAUGGUGGGAGGCCAGGCGAUGAGGAGAGCUGGGAGCGGCGGCUCACGGGUGCCUUCUCGCUUAUCAAUGCAGCACGUUGGAAGCCCUGUCAUGGGUGGAGUAGACAGUACGCCAGGGACACCUGUUAAGAGCAGGACAUCUCUCCCGCUCCGUACCGCUCCUGCUAUCGCUGGAGCUGGUGUGGCUCAGCAGGCGCGAAACGUUUCUGGAACUUCGAGGCCGCUGUCGAGACAGUCAUCCAGAGACGUCGACGUGCCAGUUCCUGCUUCACAUUCUCGGAGAGGCAGCAUUCAGCAACAACUUGCUCGAUCGCCAGGCCAAACACGUAACACCCAGCCGGAAUCGUCGGAUUCUGAGGAGGAAAUGACACAGUCUCGCAUCACAGCCCGCCGUCCGAAUCCAUCGUCUCUGCAUCGCCGAGCCCUCUCACAUCGUGGGAAUAACAUGCAGGCGCAGCGAGGACCCGCAACCAGCCCAGAUGACGGGGCUCCUCGACACCAAUCUCCAGUCGGUGAAGAUGGAGAUGACGACGACGACGACGACGACGAGCCAUCCUUCCUGCCGUUUGCGAAUCCUCCCGCCGAGAGCAAGCCUCGUCCAUCAUCCUCCUCUCAGCAAGAUCCCAGCGCGACUCUUCGAGGUGCUUUGCGGCCGACCGUACAGCGUCGUACCACAUCUGAACGCGUUGUUUCUUCCCCGACCGUCGAGCCACCAACACCAGUCCAAGCCCAGCGCGACACUCGCGACCUGGCCUCUUCAACCUCAUCGCUCUCCUCGCCUACUCAGGCUACUGGCCCAACCACGACUGCGGCCCGUCCCUCCAGCAGAGGUGAUGUCCAGCCUCUCGCUUCUCGUCUCCCACAACAACAAUCUACGGUUCCCCGGCUCGGCACACCCCUCUCCCCUUCCCACCGCGCCCUUCUCCACUCCAACCAACCUUCCGCCACAGCCUCGCCUCGCCGCGGCCCCAGUUCCGACAGCGCGUCUCCUAGCAUGGGCUCGUCGUUUUCGGACCUCGACGACACAAGUGUGACGCAAUCGGCUCUCGAAGAGGCAUUACUCAGUGGGAUGGGGAACACAACGAUGACGAAUCUAGGCGGCUUUGGAGGGAGAGUGACAAGUGGGAUCGGACAGGCAUUGAGAAGCAGAUAUUUCGACGCGAGAGGCGACGGGCAGGGCAGGAACGGAGGUCAAGGCGCUACUGGUGAGAGAUGA